Pieris napi is the source of this 258-nucleotide messenger RNA. RefSeq names its product SRA stem-loop-interacting RNA-binding protein, mitochondrial-like. The record is from RefSeq and is a predicted model, not a curated record. Gene Ontology annotation, molecular function: mRNA binding. NCBI's taxonomy places the organism in Eukaryota, Metazoa, Arthropoda, Insecta, Lepidoptera, Pieridae. Bases 1 to 258 code for a protein of 85 amino acids. The transcript has a single exon.
AUGGCAAGCACAGCUAGAGCAGUACGCCUAUUUAUCGGCAACUUGCCAUGGACUGUUGGCCAUCGCCAAUUAAGAGAAUACUUUUCCCAGUUUGGCCCAGUGCAAAGUGCCAGAGUAGUUUUUGAUCGCUCGACAGGAUUGAGCAAAGGUUAUGGUUUUGUUGAAUUUGUGAGUUCAGCUGAUGCUGCCAAUGCAACAAAUAAGCAAGUACACACACUAGAAGGUCUAAAUUUGACUGUCCAGAAUAAUAAAGAAUAA